Peronospora matthiolae is the source of this 1929-nucleotide messenger RNA. The record is from the annotation of a GenBank genome assembly. Lineage: Eukaryota; Oomycota; Peronosporomycetes; Peronosporales; Peronosporaceae.
AUGGACGACAUCGAGGACAUGAUCAGCGAGGACGAGUUCGACCGCGUCGCCGUCACGUCCGUGCGCCCGCCCAUGGUAGCGCCCAAGCCUUUCUUCGAACCGACAGCGACCGACAGCACAUUCAGCAGCAGCAACUCUGACGCUGGCGUCAAGGAGGAACCCAGCAGUGUCCCUGGUACGCAGCUCAUCUGGGUCAAGACUUACGGCUGUUCGCACAACGUGAGCGACUCCGAGUACAUGCAGGGCGUGCUGUCGAGCUACGGCUAUCGAUUCACUCAGGAUCCGGACGCGGCGCAGCUCUGGCUGCUCAACAGCUGCACCGUCAAAGACCCAUCGCAGGCCGCCUUCAUGCACUUGGCUGUCAAAGGCCGCAAGCAGAACAAGGCCGUGGUCGUGGCUGGCUGUGUGCCACAAGCUGAUAGACAUUUGAAGGGCCUGGAGGACGUCAGUAUUGUGGGCAUCCAGCAAGUAGAUCGAGUCGUGGAGGUCGUCGAGGAGACGCUUAAAGGGCACACCGUGAGAUUGUUGUCCAAGAACCGGCUGCCUCAAUUGGAUUUACCUAAAAUCCGCAAGAAUCCAAUGGUGGAGAUUAUUCCACUGAGCACGGGCUGCUUGGGAGCGUGCACGUACUGCAAGACACGCCAUGCACGUGGUAAAUUAGGGAGUUACACGGUCGAAGCGAUUGUUUCGAGAGCACAGUCGGUAAUUAAGGAAGGAGUGACAGAGAUCUGGCUGUCCAGUGAAGAUACAGGAGCGUACGGGAUCGAUCUUGGCACUGAUCUGCCUACGCUUCUGCGCAAGUUGCUGGAAGUCGUGCCUGAAGGUGUUAUGCUCCGUGUGGGUAUGACCAACCCGCCGUAUAUUCUGGACCAUCUCGACGCUAUCGCUGAAGUCUUGCAGCACGACCGAGUCUACUCAUUCUUGCAUGUGCCGGUGCAAUCUGGCAGUGAUGAUGUGCUACUGGCCAUGAACCGCGAGUACACGGCUGGUGAGUUCCGUCGCGUCGCUGACGAACUGCUUGCGAAAGUCCCGGAUCUCACGCUGGCGACCGACAUCAUCUGCGGCUUCCCUACGGAGACCGAGGAGCAUUUUGACGAGACGAUGGAGCUUGUCGAGAAGUACCGUUUCCACAUAAUGAACAUUUCACAGUUCUAUCCUCGACCAGGGACACCGGCAGCCAAGAUGAAACGCGUUCCGACACAAGUGGUAAAGAACCGCAGUCGCAAGCUUACCAAGCUUUUUGAGACGUUUGAGCCGUACACGCAUCUUGUGAACACGACACAAAAGGUAUGGGUGAACACGGAGGUUUCAGAUGACAAGAAGUACACGGUUGCCCACACGAAAAAUUACACAAAGGUUCUGCUUCCUCGUGACGAUGCUCUGAUUGGGUGUGCGGCAGAGGUACGCGUCCUCACCGCCGCACGAUUCCACAUUACGGGUGAGGUGAUCUCACAUUCCCAGCCCGCCACUAUAGCGGCAGCUACCAUACGCGAACAGAUUCGAGCUGGGGAUGAUCUAGAGGUGGUGGAACGAUCGAAAGCUUUACCGACGGCGAAGUUUACAGCUGUCUCCUCUUACAAUGGUGAUGACCAUAGUCAGGAUCACUAUGACCACGGUGGUGAUGAUCGCCAUCGUAGUGAAGAAGAAUGCUGUGGUGGCGACGAAGUAUGUUGCUCUUCUGCAGGGGGCGACAAAAGCAGUGACAGCAAGUCCAGCACGAAGUCAGAGAUGAAGUCGAUGGUAAAGGAGCUCAUGGGGAAGACGAAGUAUGCAUACUCAGGCGCAGCUGAUGGCAUGGUAUCUUCAAUCGCGACAGCACUGGUAACGAAGUGGGAUCAAGUGUGCGACGAUAAGAUAGCGCUUGCGUCCCUCGUGACGCUGGUGGCGUCGGCAUCUUUUGUAGUAAGUCGUGUGCUUACGCGCAAGUGA